Heterotrigona itama is the source of this 423-nucleotide messenger RNA. The record is from the annotation of a GenBank genome assembly. Lineage: Eukaryota; Metazoa; Arthropoda; Insecta; Hymenoptera; Apidae.
GAUCGACAUCUCCAAUCGAGAUUGCGGUUUACUUUUACGUGGCAAACUUAUCUAUUUUCGUGUUACAUUUGCGUUCACAGACAAUUCCCUUUGAACUUUUUGAAAUGAAAUAUAGUUUUAAAUAAGUAGAAAAUUGUGUUGUGUUUUUGAAAGACACUAGAACAAAAUAAAAUGAAACAAACUGUUCAUCCGGUGGAAAUUGAAAACACGUUUACCAUUUCUUUCUUAGAUUUCAAAGGGGGAACAACAAAAGCGAACGAGCAAGAGAAAAAGAGAGAAAGAGAGGAAGAAAGAAGGAGAAAAGGGAAAAGAGCUGGAAGGAAAGAAAAACGAGACGUAAAAAGGAACAGUGACUGUUUAGUUUCGCAGAAAUCGUCGGAGGAACCGGGGUCCUUUUUCUCCGGUACCUCGGUAACCGAGUAA